AUGAUCCAAGUGCCCUUUCAAGAGUGUCACUCACGGAUUCGCAAAUACCGUCAGACGAUUGACCAAGAGAAAGCAAGAUGCUGCGAGUUCCUGGGCGAGGACGGCAUAAAACUGCUUCAGCAGAGGCUGGCCGAACAAACCCGCGAACAUAAAGCAACGCGCGAAGCAGCCCUAGAGAACAAAUUUCGUAAGCUGCCUGCUCCAAUGUCAUCCAAGAACGACAAACUGGUGCGCAACUUGUCGUCAAAGGAACUGACGGAGGAACAAAUGCAGGUUUUACGUCAUGAGGCCUCAUUCAGCACAGCCGAUUCCAAACCUGCCAACAUGAUUGCAAGAGUGGAAUCAAUGCUCAGCCAAACGGAAGCGACAGACGAAACGAAGAACAUCACUCGAAAUCAAGUGUGCUCUCUUCUCAUGGCUCAUAGGCCGCGUGACGUGCUUUCCAAGGCCGAGCGCUAUGCACUUAAGGAACUCCAGGCUGACAACGACCUCCUUAUCGUGCCUGCGAACAAGGGGCGUGCAAUGGUCGUAUUGUACAGGACAGACUACAAUCAAAAAGCCAAAAGCUUGUUGGAGGAUCGUCAGUCCUUUGUCCCAUGCGAAUCCAACCCCAUAAAAACGCUGACACGCGAGAUUAACGCGACGCUGUUGGCAAUGGAAAACUCAGGUGCAAUAUCGUCAAUCGACCGACGCAUGGCACGAGCACAAGAAACGGCCCUAGCCCGAUUCUACGGUCUCCCAAAAGCGCAAAAAGAGGGCGCUCCUCUCCGGCCUAUCGUAUCAUUAAAGGGCACUCCAACAUACGGACUGGCAAAGUGGCUGUUCCAACGUCUCAAGUUUCUGACCUCCGAUUCGAACACCACAUCAGCUCGUCAACGCAAUUCUUGA
Messenger RNA from Spirometra erinaceieuropaei, 888 nucleotides. NCBI's taxonomy places the organism in Eukaryota, Metazoa, Platyhelminthes, Cestoda, Diphyllobothriidea, Diphyllobothriidae. The record is from the annotation of a GenBank genome assembly.